Molecule: messenger RNA, 1124 nt
Organism: Drosophila suzukii
Lineage: Eukaryota; Metazoa; Arthropoda; Insecta; Diptera; Drosophilidae
Gene: Dhdds
Product: Dehydrodolichyl diphosphate synthase subunit
Biological process (GO): polyprenol biosynthetic process
Cellular component (GO): dehydrodolichyl diphosphate synthase complex; endoplasmic reticulum
Molecular function (GO): ditrans,polycis-polyprenyl diphosphate synthase [(2E,6E)-farnesyl diphosphate specific] activity
Source: RefSeq, a predicted model, not a curated record
AUGUGCUACCACCGAUAAUACCCGUUUCGAUAGGCGAGCGCUCGGCGGUGUGACAGCUCUAAUCACAAGACACCCAAAAAAUAAAUAAAUAUAUCCAAUAUUAUAUCCACCGAAGCGAGGCAAUCGCGGAAAACUCAAGGGCCAUGUCGUGGGUCUCCGACUACAAGUACACCUGGGCGGAGCAGCUUGCGAUGCGGACGCUGCGCGCCUGUGGUCAUAUUCCGAACCACGUAGCUUUUGUGAUGGACGGCAAUCGGCGGUUCGCCCGCUCGCAGCAGAUUGAUAAGAUAGAGGGCCAUUCGCGGGGAUUCGAGAAGCUGGCGGACUGCCUGCGCUGGUGCCUCGACGCGGGUGUCCGCGAGGUGACCACCUUCGCCUUCAGCAUCGAGAACUUUAAGCGCUCCAACGAAGAGGUUGAGGGUCUGUUCAAUCUGGCCAGAGAGAAGUUCGCCCGCCUGCUGGAGGAGACUACCCGACUAAACGAGCAUGGCAUUCGCAUCCGUGUGAUUGGGAACAUCGAACUGUUGCCUCUCGAUCUGCAGAAGCUGGUGGCCUCGGCUAUGCUGAGCACAGAGCGCAAUGACAAGCUCUUCCUGAACGUGGCCUUUGCCUACACAUCGCGUGACGAGAUCACGCAGGCCGUGGAGACGGUUCUGCGGCACGGAAGCCAGGAUCUGGCCGCCGAGGACAUCAGCGAACGGCUGCUGGAGGAGUGCCUUUACACGCGACACUCGCCGCCACCGGAUCUGGUGUUCCGCACCUCCGGCGAGACCAGGCUGAGCGACUUCAUGAUGUGGCAGCUAAGCACCUCCGUGCUGUACUUCAGCAACGUCCUUUGGCCGCAGAUCACCUUCUGGCACUUCCUGGCCAGCCUUCUGGCCUACCAACGCGACCGCUGGCAGCUGGAGGACUUCCGGCGGACGGAGAGGAUGCACAGCUAUCAACUGGCCAAGACGAGCGACUUCUACAGCGAGCGGGUGCAGAAGUUCCUCGCCACCAUUGACGAGGACCGGCGGAAACUGCUGGUCCGACUGGCCGCCAACUAACGUCCGUAACUCCCUCCGAUUUCAGCAUGUCGAUAUUUGUGAUAUGACUGGGAAAUAAAUCCGUGUAAAUAACACUCA